Molecule: messenger RNA, 2314 nt
Organism: Penaeus monodon (black tiger shrimp)
Lineage: Eukaryota; Metazoa; Arthropoda; Malacostraca; Decapoda; Penaeidae
Exons: 5
Coding region: 197-2314 (705 amino acids)
Source: RefSeq, a predicted model, not a curated record
CUCGCCAUACACGCGUCGGCGAUUUUCUCAUGUACUGUGAACUCUGAAAAGAAAGAAAUCAAAGACGGCAAAGCGCUCUUGUGAAUCAUUGGUAUGAACUCGAACGAGACUUUUUGCUUCGAGCGCUUGUCCUCUGAGUGAAUCCCUUCUUUGAAAAGAAAAGACAAGAAACGCCAGCAGUGUUAAUCCCGCCGCCAUGAAGCUCACAACAGCGACAAGGAUGUUGUGGGUGCUCGUGAUGGCUCUGCUGACUCCCCCGCUCGCCGCCGGCUCGUCCAGGGAGUCGCGCAAGGAACCCAACCUCCUGCCGGUGCCCCUGGGCGUCAACCUCCUGGGCGGGAUCGUCAGCAGUCAGGAAGCCCUCGACGCCCUCGCCGACCACGCUCCUUCGGGAGGGGAGCGGCGUCCUUCCUCCGAGGUCGAGAUCGAUUACGACUACUUCCUGCCCGGGGCGAGCGGCAAGGGCGCUCGGGACCCGUUCUUCGGGCUGGAUCGCCAGGGGCACGAACGCCCCUCGAACCCAUCGGCUUCUAAGGCUCCUUCGGCGACGGCGAGUGCGCGCCCGGCGCAAGAGGACACGGCGCCCUUCUACGAUUACUACGCGGACGGUGGCCACUACCCGGCAGGGUCCCAGGGGCCGGAUUACGAUGCCUUCUCGGUCUUCUAUGACUCCAUGUUCCCCGACCCCGGCGCUCCCGUCAUUCCCGGCGAGGACGACGCCCGGCGCCCCGUCGUGGUUGAGCCCUCCGUCAGCCCAGCGCGGCGCCCGACGGAGCGCCAACCGACGACCGCUCCUUCUGCCACGCCCUCGAGGUACGUGACGACACCAAGGGCCCCGAGUCCGUCGCACCCAUCGGAGCGGGACGAGCGCCCCCGCCCGCUGCGCCUCCGCCCGUCGCCCUUCCCUCGACCCUCGACCCCAGCGAGCCCGCCCCCAGGAAACACCUCCAGCUUGCCCUCCUCCUCCUCCUCCUCGAAAGCCUCGACGCCCAUCGACAUGUCCCACCUGAAGACACUCUUCCCGAUGAUCCUCCAGAAGUUCGGGCUCCCGCUGUCCCUCGCCGACGACCUCUUCCGCGACGAGGCGGCGCUGCAGGCGACCCUCCUCCAGAUCACGCGCGACGAGUCCUUCAAGAACGCCGUCGAGAUGUUCCCUCAGUUCGACGUGCCCGGCAUCGACUUUGCCAACCUGCCCAAGUUCCUCGCUGACCUCGACCCUUCCAUGGUGAUGACCUUGCUGCCGCUGCUCGACCACAUCGAUUUCUCGCACAUCACGGACCUCCUGUCGGGGAUCGGCAUCGACAUGUCCUACUUCAAGGGCAUCCUGACCCGAGGGGGCGCGGCCGCUCAGUACGGCGUCAGUCCGGGCGGCGAGGACGACAGCAAACUCAUCUACAUCCCUCUGCUGGACACGGGGAAUGUAAACAACGUGCAGAUCAUCGGCUUUGUGGUCGUCAUGUUCUUCCUGUUGGCAACUGCCUACGCUUACAUGGAGUAUGGCCUCUUCGACAGCACCCGGCGACACAACCAGCCGAAGGUGUCGAGCGUGACGAGCGACGAGAUCCUGAGCUGGGCCGAUGGCGACCUCCUCCUGCCGGCGAUCGAGGCCACGGAGGCGCCCCAGCACUGGCACACCUACGCCCACCCCGCCCACAACGAGGUCGCCGACGCAUGGUACUCCCCGCCCGCCGCCUCCGUGCCCUACCCCGAGGAGCAGACGUACCCCUGGGGCCCAGCGCCCGCCCACCACGCCCCCGCCGCACGCCCGCACUUCCGCCCUAGCGCCCGCCCGCGCCCUCGGCCCAAGGCGCCCACCCGCCGGCGCCCCGCCCGCCCCUACGCCCCGCGGCCGGCGCAGAGGCAGCCCGCCGCCCAGAGGAGGAGGACCGUCCUUCGCCGCAGGACGACGCCGCGCCCCUACCAGCCGGCGCCCGACUACUCCUACGACGACUACGACUACAGCUACAACUACGACGACGACUAUUACAUUUACGGCGACCACUACGACUACUACUACGACGCGCCCCCGCAGCGCCUGAAUCGGCGUCCCAGGCCAGACCGAGGCUCCCACUACUACUACCCGACGACCCCCUUGCCCAGCGACAGGGACGCCUACUCCACGACCACCCGACGACCCGACACGAACUCCGCGACGACCACCAGCGCGAGUCCGGCUUCCACGACGACCCUCACGGCCUGGGCCGAGACCAGACCCACCAGCAAGUACGCCGAGACCAUAAGAACGGUACGACCUCCCUACAAGACCGUGGACGACCAGGACUGGGCUCGAUUCAACGCCGAGAAGAAGACUUAG